AUGGAUGUGGGUGGAGUGGGUGAACUACUUCGUCAUCUGUAUGAUAAUGAUUCUCACGGUGGUGAUGAUAACGAAGACGGUGAUGAUAAUGAUGGUGAUGAUGACGAUGAUGGUGGAGAUAAUGAUAGUGAUGAUGACGAUGAUGGUGGAGAUAAUGAUAGUGAUGAUGACGAUGAUGAUUGUGAUGAUACUGAUGACUAUGACGAUUUGAACAGAAGUGGAGAACGCCGUUGUCGUCACCGUCAUCGCAAUGGAGGGGAUUUGUUGAACUCUCAUUCAGAGCCGCGGCUACUUCAAGCAGGAUAUCGUUAUCUUGGCGGCGGUGGGAAUCACAUUGGAAAUCGUUCGCAUCGACGUCGUCAUCACCGCCGACGACGUUAUCGACGUGUCAUUUAUCCUUAUGGUUACCGCCGCAUGUGUUACUAUUGUCCGUGA
Molecule: messenger RNA, 435 nt
Organism: Trichobilharzia regenti
Lineage: Eukaryota; Metazoa; Platyhelminthes; Trematoda; Strigeidida; Schistosomatidae
Source: the annotation of a GenBank genome assembly